Messenger RNA from Notothenia coriiceps (black rockcod), 2792 nucleotides. It is a transcript of the gene trim44, whose product is annotated as tripartite motif containing 44. The record is from RefSeq and is a predicted model, not a curated record. The transcript has 7 exons. Bases 312 to 1397 code for a protein of 361 amino acids. Lineage: Eukaryota; Metazoa; Chordata; Actinopteri; Perciformes; Nototheniidae. Gene Ontology annotation, molecular function: zinc ion binding.
UCUGCGUGUCUCUGCCGUUCACAUAGACACAGGAGACUAAGCAGGAAGUAGAAAAAAAAAACAGACAGGAGCUCAUGAAAACAAGGAAGUAAACGCUGUCGGAUCGAAGCAGGAGCCCCUUUUAUGCUCUAAAGUGAACGCAGAUCCGUCGACAGCUCAGUAAUAGAAUUCAAAGCACCACGGCUGUGCUAAGGAAGUUAGCCGUUAAGCUAAUUCCUCCACUUUUUUCACAAAACAAGCCUUAGACGGAGAAACAGGAAGGAGACAAAGACAAAUUAGUCCUUUUAUCCCCAGAAUUAUUAUCAGCCACCAUGGACCAAAAAGGGGAACCCCAGGAUGGAGCUUUGGGGCUGAAACAUGAGGAGCUGCCACAGAUGGAUGGGUCAUGUGAUGCCUGCGAGCCUGACGAGGCCCAACCGGCCACACACGUGUGCUACACCUGCAGCUUCGCCUUCUGCUCCGUCCAUGCUGACAGACAUGCCAGCAGCACACAUCAUCCCAUAAUGCCUUACAAUCACGAGGGGACACAGGCUAAUGGACUUGGCAACAGCAGAGACUUUAGAGUCGGUGAUGGAGCAGAGGAUGAGGCUAAUCAGGACAUGGCGCUUCUCCGAGGGGCAAUGGCUAAAGGCGAUGAGAGUGGUGAUGCUGUGGAAAAAGAUGGAGCUCAGAAUGGCGUGCAGCUGGAGGCUGAGCCCGGCGAUGGGGCAGAGGGCGCAGAAGCAGGGCAGGAGGCCGCGGCGGCCGGAGAGGCUGGGAAGAAUAACAACGUGACAGUAGAGAGACUGCGCUGCAAGGAGCAUGAGCAGGAAGGCUCCCUCUACUGUAAAAAUGAUGAGAAAGUCAUCUGCGUGCUGUGUGCCGUGCAAGGUGAGCACCGCGAGCAUGAGAUCAUCACGCUGUUUGAGGCCUACGCCUGGCAGAAGAGCAGGGAGGGGUAUGACCUGCUGGGCUGUACACAGCGGAUGUCUGAGACAAUCAAGACCAGGUGGACCAACCCCGAGAUGUCAGUAGAAGAGCUGGAGGCCUAUGUGAACAGCCAGUUCGAUGAGCUACGCAGACUGGUGCGUCUGGAGGAGAAGAGGACCCUUCACCUGGUAGACCUCAAAGAAGCCUUCCUAACGGCAUCUGCUGCUGAGAAAAUCGCUGAGAUCUCUGUCGAAACGGAGCGCCUGCAGGAGGAGAUGGCCAACAUCACACACCAGCUGUGCCUGCUGGAAAAGGCGGAGGCGUUGGGCCCUGCGGGGGCAGCAGUAGCUCUAGCAGCGGUACCACCCCACAGAGUCCAGCGCGACAUUGAGAACAGGCCAAGGUUUCCAGAGCCAAGGGCACACCCCAUGGACCCCCGGGACUUUGAUGACAAUGAUUCUGGACCAUCCAUGGACCACGCGCCCUGAUACCAGCAGACCUGACUCCUACCAUCCACCUGUCCUUCAGUCUCUGCUACUGCCAGCCAUCGGCCCCUUUGAGCUGUCAGGCUGGCCCCUCUAAACCCCCCCACUCUCUGUCAGCCAUCUCCCUUUUACCCCUCUCACCUCUCCCCUCUCCCCUCAUGGCAGGUCUCCCUUGAAAAAGAGAUCAAUGAUCUCAAUGGGAUACACCUGGAUAAAUAAAGGUUUGAAAUUAAAUGAAAUGGUGCCUGCGUGCAGUGAGCUGACCUUGAAGAGGGCUGCUGUGACAAAUAUGGAUGGCCAUGUAUUUUUCUGCUCUCCAACUUUUGUAAUACCAUACUCGUUACUAACUUUCUUAAAUUAAAGCACACAAGUUAUGUGCAAUCAAUUAGCAUCAAGCUCAAUUUCCACCGCCAGUCAGAUCCUUGGCUUACUGGUGAGCCUGGCUGACUCAGACAGGAGCCUGGCUAGGCAGCCGAGCGAGGCAUCUGUUAAGCCCAACAGAUGUCACAAACGGGAAAUUCUGUGACGCUGUGCGCUUCGCACUUCAUUUAUGUACAAUAUGAUUUGUUUCGACAAACACUCUGGACACUCCCAGACAAAGAAAAUUGAACUUUUGUAUGCCGAUAUGCCUUACACCUUCGAGAGAAUAUAUUACAAAGCUGUUCUGGGUGUCAUAUUUUUUAUUGUACUAAAAAAAAAAGUGUCUUAAGCUUUCGUUCCACAAUGAUGUCUCUUGCACUUUCCAUCAUGCUGUUCCCCCCCCCUCCUCUCCCUUAACCCUCUGCCCUACCCGCUGACUCUUUAUGCUUGUAGAUUUGCGCACACUUCCUUGCGUUUGUCAGAUCUAUUAAAGAAAGCGGGGGGACAUUUUGACACGUAUUGAUUGGUGAAUGUUGCCGAGUCUUUGUUAGGUGAAAAUCGAACUGUAAUUUGACUUUGCAAAAUAGCACUCGCGCAGUAUCAGCUUUCUUUACACUGUAAUGUAAAGGCUCAUUACUCUUGGCCAAUCUGCAGCACAUGACAGAUAGCAAUCCACGCGAGUGUACGCACUUUCCACCUUGACCCGCUCAGCCAUGGUUCUCAUUCAUGAUGUACCGCCGCAAGUCUAUCUGUGUCAGCAGUUUGUUUUGAAUGUGAUUGAUUUUGUUGCCUUAAAUACAAAAUGGAAAGCGGUGUCACCCUUAAUAUAUGGGACAUCAUGACUUCACUGUGCAAAGAUGCACUGAGAGUUGUUUACCCACCGGAAGUGAUAAGUUGGUUUGUCAACAGCAUAUUGAAAUAACUCCCGCAGCGCCAACUUUAUAACUACCAACAUAAAUCUGACUGUUUGAUGUUUCCACUUGUUUUGAUGUGUCUAUUAUUGUCUUCAAUCUAUAAAUAAACAGUCUGUUUCUUGGA